GGUCUUUCCAGCCCUUGGCCAGUGGGGCAGCCUGACUAACCAGCUCCUCCAGGCCCACGGUGUGUGUGGGGAGGGGUGCGGCCCGAGGUGGCCAGACCAGCCCCAGGCUGUGGGUGUGGAAGCAGGCCGGUGGCUGCGCUGUAGGUCAUUAUGGGGCUCCCUUCCAGGCAGCCUCGCCUCUGGCUGCUGCUCUUGGUGGUGCUGGGCUGGCCCCAGCCCUGCCUCAGCCUGGAGCUCAUCCCCUACACGCCGCGGAUAACCUCCUGGGACCUGGAAGGGAAGGUCACGGCCACCACGUUCUCCCUGGAGCAGCCACGCUGUGUCCUGGACGGGCACUCCAGCGCUGCCGACACUGUCUGGCUGGUGGUGGCCUUCAGCAACGCCUCUAGGGUCUUCCAGAACCCCCAGACACUGGCUGAGAUCCCAGCCUCCCCACGGCUGCUGACCGAUGGCCACUACAUGACACUGCCCCUGACCAUGGACCAGCUGCCCUGUGAGGACCCUGCGGACCGCAGUGGGCGCGCCCCUGUGCUUAGGGUGGGCAAUGACGCUGGCUGCCUUGCUGACCUCCAUCAGCCUCGCUACUGCAACGCCCCCCUCCCGGGCCCGGGGCCUUACAGGGUGAAGUUCCUGCUGAUGAACUCCAGGGGCUCACCCCAGGCCGAGACGAGGUGGUCCGACCCCAUCGCUCUCCACCAAGGAAAGUCCCCAGGCUCCAUCGACACGUGGCCCGGGCGGCGGAGUGGAGACAUGAUCGUCAUCACCUCCAUCCUGUCUUCUCUGGCCGGCCUUCUGCUUCUGGCCUUCCUGGCAGCCUCCAGCACGCGCUUCUCCAGCCUGUGGUGGCCGGAGGAGGCCCCGGAGCAGCUGCGGAUUGGCUCCUUCAUGGGAAAGCGCUACAUGACCCACCACAUCCCGCCCAGCGAGGCAGCCACCCUGCCGGUGGGCUGCGAGCCUGGCCUGGAACACUUCCCCAGCCUCAGCCCCUAGCUUGGCCCACCUGGCUGGGGCUGGGGCAGUGGGGGCCUGGGGGGUAAGUGCACAGUGCACGUGUGUGUGUGUGGGUGUGUCCCGCAUCGCACCUCCCGCCCUGCCUGAAAUCCCACCGCUAGCAGCCCUGCCUUGGCCUUUCUCAUUUCCCCCGUCUCCAGGCAGUUGGGGGAGGGCCUCAGUCAGGCCAGGCAUCCAGCCCCCAAUGCCAUCUGCCUCUGAUCUGCCUGCCUCAAGCGAGGCUGGAGGUAAUGUAGACACACUGCCCGAAAGGAGGCUUCCAGGCCCCAGGAGGAGGCCUGCAGCAGGCUGGGCUGGGCCGGGUCAUCUUGGGGUACAUAAGGCCCCUGGCUGUCCCUCUGUCUGUCCCUCACUGGCAGCCGGAGCUGCAGUGAGGCCUUCAAAGGUGCCACCAUCUUCCCUGGACGUGGGUACUUUCUGAGGGUGGCCCUCACUGGCUGGAAGGUCAGACCGUGUAGAUCUCUGUGACGAUCCGGCUACCACAUCUAACCUCCUUGCACAUGCAGAUGGCACACACACUCAUGCACUCACUCCCAUUCCAUAAGCAUUUAUUGAGCGCCUGCUGCAUGCCACACACACAGUGUUAGGCAUGGGCCCUCACGCAGGGCUCGCUGCUGUUCUUGGGGCGCUCACUCACUGCUCUGGGCCUCAGAUGACCACGUGUCCUGAUGCGACGUGUUACUGUUGGGGCUAUCACCCCCUCGGACUGUCACGCACCCUCGAGCUCACACUCCUGAGACGAUCUGCCCCCGAUGGACUCUCCUGUCCAGUAGCCAGCGCCCGCAUCACCCAGCAGGAGCCACUUGACUCUCCAGCGUCCGUCUCCCUGCAAGACCGGUGAUUCCCACCGUGGACACAAGGGGGCGCCGUGGCGCCGCGGUUGCCGAGUCCAGUGCAUGCGCACGUCUGUGCACAGCUAAGCGUCCCGCCGCUGACCUGACGUCUCACAGCGGCCGCCGCGCCGCUGGGUCUCUGGAGGGCACGGCUCCAGUUUCCACCUCGGCCAAGCCAGAGGAUGAGCAGUCACACUCUCGUUUGAGGAUCAACGGUGUGUCGUCCCACUGCACAGCUGUCACCGUUUUCUGGGUGGGAAAACAUGCUCAGUGAUCUGCCCACGAUCCACUGUCCCCAACCCCGUGUCCCCCGGCCGCUCCCAGGCCCUUCUAAGCCUGACUGCGGCUCCCAGCAUACAGGCCGCCCCGAGGAGGGCGCCAAGCGGGGAAAUCUACCCCCUCCCCUGACUUUGGAGAUGAAUAAAUGCAAUCUGGCUCCUCCA
Molecule: messenger RNA, 2287 nt
Organism: Bubalus bubalis (water buffalo)
Lineage: Eukaryota; Metazoa; Chordata; Mammalia; Artiodactyla; Bovidae
Gene: UPK3B
Product: uroplakin 3B
Exons: 6
Coding region: 151-990 (279 amino acids)
Source: RefSeq, a predicted model, not a curated record